UCUCGCAGCCAGUCACGUGUGGCGCCUUUUCCCUCUGUGAUUGGUAGAGGCAGGUAAUUUUGCUGAUCACGUGACUAUACCGCUUCAACGCGAGAGCCUCCUCAAUUUUAGCGCGUAGUUUGUUGGCGGAAAAGAAUCCGUAAACCUGGAGUCAUUUUAUUGCUUCAACCUGGAAGGUACUCACACGUAUAGUAUUUAACUACCAGAUAAACAGCUUCUUGACUAUAUGGCGAAUGUUUGAGGCGUACAUUUGCGAAACUAUUAUACUUUGUUACCAACUGAAGCGAUGGAGUUAACUCCUGUCUGCGACGAGGGUGUCAGUGCAGAUGGAUGUACGAUGACAUCUGCCAGAGCAAAGAGGAAAAGCAAAGUCACAAGGGAUGUGGAGUUGGAUAUUGAGCUCCUUUACAAAGCUGUACCUCAGCUAAAUGAGUACUUCUGCAUCAUCAACAAAAUUGGAGAAGGGACGUUCAGCUCAGUGUAUUUGGGUGAGGCGCAGAUGCGGGACGGGAGGAGAGAGAUGUUUGCUCUCAAGCACCUCAUCCCCACCAGCCAUCCUACUCGCAUUGCUGCUGAGCUUCAGUGCCUCACUGUGGCGGGAGGCAGAGAAAAUGUGAUUGGAGUGACAUACUGCUUCAGGAAAGAAGACCAUGUUGUGAUUGUAAUGCCCUACAUGAAGCAUCAGGCUAUUGUGGACAUCAUUGGAUCAUUAAGUUUUGAAGAGGUCCGUCUGUACAUUUACCAGUUGUUAAAAGCCCUAAAACACAUCCACCAGUUCGGAAUCAUUCAUCGGGACAUCAAACCAAACAAUUUCCUCUACAACAGGGACAGCAAAACGUAUGCCCUGGUGGACUUUGGCCUGGCUCAGGGAACAGCCGACACCAAGAUCGAGCUGCUGAAGGUGGUUAGACAGAGGCUGUCGCAGAAAGGUGGAGGGUCCACUGUCAAACAAGAAGCUGCACAGCGGGGCAAAGCACCACCUAGGCUCGUACCCAAAACCACCAGCACUGCACCGACACCUCUGUCUCUGCCUCCACGGCAAUCGGUGCCGCCUUCCUCCUCGUCUUCCUCCAACACCCCCACUUCUUCCUCGGCCUGCCGGAAAGCGCUGGUCAAGAAAGCACGUGCAGUGUCCGCCACUUCCUAUUCUCUCACUGAGCACCCCAAGGAUUUGACAGGACUACGCAAAGUUCAACGGCCAGUGUUUGGAGAGAGAAAUCUCAACAGCUGCACGCCUGCUCCCUCCGCCACUAAGCUAUCUGUCUGUAAAAAGGAGCUGGUCAAGCUCAGCAAAACGGAGAAUCCGGCCAGCAGAAGGCCCCCUCCGGCCACCUGGAACCCGCUGCCUGUAAAGACCCAGACCGGCGUUCAGAAACCUCAGAAGACCGUACAGCAAGGCUUGACGUGUAACUGCCACUUCACUGACCGGGUCUGCAACAUCUGCAUGGCAAGAAAGCAACAGGUAGCUCCCAGGGCUGGAACACCGGGUUUCAGAGCACCAGAAGUCCUCACAAAGUGUCCCGACCAAGGCACAGCCAUAGAUGUGUGGUCAGCUGGCGUUAUCCUGCUCUCACUGCUCAGUGGCCGCUACCCGUUCUUCAAAGCCAGCGAUGACCUGAUCGCUCUCGCUCAGAUCAUGACCGUACGAGGUUCCAGGGAGACCAUCCAGGCUGCUAAGGCAUUCGGUAAAGCAGUGGUGUCCAGUCGGGAGCUUCCUCGCCAGGACCUCAGGACGUUGUGCGAGACGCUCAGAGGAAGAAAACCCUCGCUGGAUGACAAAAUAAUCCUGUCUCCUGAAGACCGCAGAGACUUGGCAGCCCCUCCUCAAAAAAGCCAGAGCGACGUCUCCGCACACAGAGACGGAGCAGACCCGGAGCACUCGAUUAGCAAAGAAACUGCAGCUCGCUUCUCCAACCAGACGGUGAGUGUAGAGGAAGACGAGCGCGGCUGGGACCGAGUCCCCGACGAGGCCUACGGCCUGCUGGAUCGGCUACUGGACCUGAACCCGUCCACUAGGAUCACAGCCGCCCAGGCACUGCAGCACCCGCUCUUCAAGGACCUGUGAAAGCUCGUGUCACACGAGCAUGUGUACGGCUUCAGAAGCAGGACCGUGAAGCUCUGCAAUUCAAACUCUGUUAAACAGAAAUGAUUUCUCAAACCCCUAACCCCACCGACUGCCUCUAAAACCAGUUUUCAUGGCAGCAUCUGGGAAAAUUUGAAUUUUUAAAGAGCCAUAGUAUUUACUAGAAAUAGAGAUUUUUUGCUGUCUUUGGCUGGAAUGUUCCAAAGUUUUAAUUGACUGUUUAUAUAAAUUCCAUGUGUGUGAGUCUCUGUUCGAAUUGUAUUUAUUAACACUCAGUACUACAUUGUCAUUUCCUAUUUUUAUAAUAAAUAAAAAGGACAAAUGUUUGGUUGUC
This is a messenger RNA of Menidia menidia (Atlantic silverside), 2417 nucleotides long. NCBI's taxonomy places the organism in Eukaryota, Metazoa, Chordata, Actinopteri, Atheriniformes, Atherinopsidae. The record is from the annotation of a GenBank genome assembly.